This is a messenger RNA of Gambusia affinis (western mosquitofish), 3135 nucleotides long. It is a transcript of the gene dnajc5gb, whose product is annotated as DnaJ (Hsp40) homolog, subfamily C, member 5 gamma b. The transcript has 6 exons. The coding region runs from base 346 to 972 and encodes 208 amino acids. NCBI's taxonomy places the organism in Eukaryota, Metazoa, Chordata, Actinopteri, Cyprinodontiformes, Poeciliidae. The record is from RefSeq and is a predicted model, not a curated record.
AUUACAGGUUUACAGCUGUUUGAGACCACGCCAGCAGGUGACAGCGUAUUUCGCAUUGGGCGUUUCGAGCAGGAACCUCCCUCUCUCUUUUUAUGACUCUGUUUUUUUUUUGCCCCCCCUUUUUUUUCUUUUUACCCAGAGUUCAUUUCUGCCUCAAAUCUUUCCGGGCCUUUUCGGAGGUUCAGUUAGAAAGUUGCUAACUAGUCGCUAAAGUUUUAGACUGAGGUUUUUCUCUUGUUUUUGUCGGACUCUAUGUUUCGACAGACGUCUGGGACAUUAAUCGCUCCACCGUCGGUAAAUGUCGUAUUUGUUGGCGUUUCUGUCACAGCCAGCGUUUAUUAAACCAUGGAGGACCCAAACAUGCCUCAGAGAAAAAUGUCCAGGGCCGGAGAAAGCCUGUACGUGGUCCUGGGUUUGGAGAAAGGAGCGACCCCCGACGAGAUAAAGAGGGCUUAUAGGAAAUUGGCAUUGAAGUACCAUCCUGACAAGAACCCGGACAACCCAGCCGCUGCGGAGAAGUUCAAGGAGAUCAACAACGCCAACGCCAUCCUCAACGACGAGAACAAGCGUAAAAUCUACGACGAAUACGGCUCCAUGGGCCUCUCCGUGGCCGAGCAGUUUGGUGAAGACGGCGUCCAAUAUUAUUUCCUCAUGUCAAAGUGCUGGUUCAAGGCCCUGUUUUGCUGCUGCUCCAUCUUGACCUGCUGCUGCUGUUUCUGCUGCUGCUGCUUCUGCUGUGGGAAGUGCAAAACCGGAGAGGAAGAAGAGCAUCCCAUUAUCAACCCGGAAGAUCUGGAGGCGGAGCUUAGAGAGCAGGAGGAAGCACCAGGCCAUGUAAUAGUUAUUCAGCCCAGCUCCUCUCAGACUUCAGGUGAGAACGCACCGAUCGUGAUUCAGCCUCAGGCAUCCAACGGCACCUCGAGCCCCACAGAGGCCCGACAUGGACCUGUCGAGGAUGGAAUGAGUGAAUAAAUCCACGCAUGAGUGAGUCUUUAAGAAGACGAGCUUCACAUUAUUAUUAUUUUUUUCAUUUUUUUUGGGACUUUGUGUGAAUGUGAGGUCUCACCAGCUGCUGGGGUUCAAACCAACGCACAGGAAACCUAUCGGGCCUUUUUGUUUACAUGAAUCAUAAUUCAUAAUGGUAUUGCCAUGGUUUUUUGGGUUUUUUUUUUUUUAAUGACAAAGCCUUGCAGAUCAAAACCACUGAUCUCAAAAAACAGUUUUUUGUUUUGUUUUUUUUGCUUGUGCACUUUAAACCCACAGGUUAGUGUAAAAGUCGCCAUCGUGGUCUGAAAACGUCUCCGCUCAGGAUUCCUACAUGUGGACUGUUUUACAUAUAUAUUAGCAUAUAUUUAACAGGCUAAUUCAGACUAUUCAUACUAUUUGAGGCCAACCACUUGUCUUCCUGUAAAUAUUAACGUAGGAAUAAAUGACCUGAUGACUUUUCGGUUGACACAUCCGGUGUUCCUCUGUCUGUUGAUGCUGGGUUAUCUGUACCUCAAACGUCUUUUCUAAUCAACUUCAUGUGAGAGUUGGACGGUUCUUAAGCUUUUUUUUUUCUUUUCCUCUCAAUUUGAUGUUUUUAUAUAACUUACACAGAAAGCCAGAAUGGCUGCAGCUAGCUACUUCCACCAUUUUAUUAGGUAAACUUUAAUUAGCCAGCUUAAAAAGGCGUUUACGUUAUUUAUUCUGCCCAUCUGUGGCUUGGCGAGAUCAUCGAUGUUACUCAUGGGCCCGUCUGAGAUUAUCACAAUAUGAUGACCUUGAGUGGAAAUACUACAGUUUCACAGAAAUAAAGCUGAAUCGAUAACAUGUAUUUAUUUUCAUUUUGAUGUCUAAUCUUAAGUAAGAAUGGACAAUAAAGGCAUAACAUUUAGGGGCUGGUUACAAGGAAGCAUCCAUUUUUUGCCAGCUAGGCACGCUGCCAGCUGCUUAUAGCUCUUUUGUCUGUGUUUGUGACCAGAAAUGUUCCCAAACAUCCAAAUUCUUCUUUUUUCUUUUUCUUUUUUAGAAGAUAAAAUUGCUGGAGUUGUCCUUUAGCCUCCUGACCACCAGGGUGCAGCACCAGCUGGGUUGAGAGGUUGGGCUGCUCUGGUCUACAAAUGAAAGCGCUGCUCUCACCGGGCUAGAAAGACAUGACGAAAAAUGUUCGUGGUUCUGAAAUUGUAACUCGUUUAAAAACGUUUAUCCGUCACCGUUCUGUGUCUCUUCAUUAUUUAGCAACAACACCGUAGUUUGCGUUGAAAGGCUGUAGCUUGAAGAGAAGCAGUCGGGAAGUUUUUUGUUUUUGUUUGAUCUGGUCUCAGGGGGUCACUUCGAAAACUGCCCUACAGGGGGAGCCAGAGGCAAGCUUUCCUUUUUUUAAUUAAGUACAGGAAACGGCCUCAUGGCUGCUCUUAAUCCCCAAACUAGUAAUCUGCAAAGUUUAUUAUCGGGCACUUGGAUAGGAUGCAGUUAAUCAUGUAACCAAAAGCUAACUGCUUUAUUGAUAAUGUGAUACAAACUCAACCAAGAAGUUUCUAGAGGUGUUGAAGAUAAUUUGCUGCAGCAGCGCCAUUUUGAAAUGAGCCAUCACAACAGGAAUGUUAUGUGUCCAAAUGCAGUCAGGUGAAUAUGUUACCAUUUUCACAAAAUAUCUGCACUUUGAACCUUACGCACUGUUUUGUUUUUGGUUUGUUGAAACCAUAAAUCUUCUCUGUCUUGAAUCUGGUGACGGGAUCAAAACGUUUUGUUUUUUUUUCUUUUGAGGUGUAUAUGGUAAAUUAUUCUGUGAAUUCAAAACUGCAUUUUUGAUUCUAGUUUUUUUUUUUUUUCAUAUUAAAUUAUAUUUCUGACUAGGUUCAUAUUGUAUUUUUAUAUUUCUAAAUAUUUUUUUGCCUCGUGUCUGUAUUUGCCAGUAGCCUGUACUCUCUUUCUUCUAUUGCCUGCAUGAAAUUAUAAAAAGAGUCGGUAUAAUUUCUGGAAAUGACUCUGAAGUGCCUGAAUAUAUUCUUAUCCUGUUUCUUUCAUUUUUAUUAGAAUAUUAAAUGUUGUUGUUUUUUUUUUUGCCUCAAUAUUCCAAAUAUUUUUCUACUUUUAGCGUUUUUGUCAAAUGAAAGCAACAUAAAUGUAUGAUGUAAUAAAUUUUUGGGCUAA